GACCUCUCGCAAACCCCAGAUCAUAAUGCCAUUGUUCAAUUCUGUGCUACGCCACCUGCGAUGAGGAAAACCAGGAUCUGCAAGCUCGACUGUCUUCAGGACACGUCGAAUCCCAACACCAUGGCUCAACAUCGCCAUUCGCGCCCGGCAGUGCCGUCCGUCCAUAGCACGGUGGAAUCGCCGGGCUCGGAUGCUGCAUGGAUAGCCACCUCCAUGUAAAUGAGCAGGAAGCCGCUUCUUUUGUCUGAUCAGAUGGAGGCAGCCAAGAUCCUUUGAUGACCUAGUUAGUUCGCCACCAAACCCAACAGCUCUCUCGAAAGCUGCUUGCCUUGUGACAUCCUCACCUCUCCCUAAACUUGCCGCGAAUCGAUUCGGUCCAGCUUCACUCAAGUCUGCGAGUGCCUUUCAUCUGCCAUAGAGCUCGUACCUUUCCACCGACUGGCCACCCUUCUUUGAAUGCGAGAUACGGAUGAUCUGCCACUAAAUACGUUGAUAGCCCCUUUUCGGCGCCACGUUGCAGCUGUGGAAGGAGGCCGUCCUCUGGCAGCUCUGGACACUAUGCUCAACGGAUAGUGUCACACGACGCGCCGUAGACAAAUAACUCCCACUCGGGGAACCCGUCGUUGCUUUGUUUGAGUCUAGGUCAACCGUUUAAACCCCCAGCGCUCCCCUAGCACACCGAAGUGCAAGCCGUCUCCGGAUGCUAGUCCUGUCCACCUUCCAACAUGCCUUCCACACUACGGACCCCAUCCCCUAUCGCUGUCAAACCUGUCAAAUGUGAAGACAAUGCUCCUGACAUCUAUCGACUCGAUCCAGACGGGGAUAUCACCCUAGUUUUAACCAGAUACGUGACGUACGUAGAUGAAGAUGAGGCCAUGCUUGACAUCAAAACGAUAUCCGCAGCCAAAAGGCAAGAGGAUGACCUAGUGGAAGAAGAGGUUGUCUUUCAUGUCUCGUCCCGACACAUGAUUCUGGCGUCGCCUGUGUUUCGAGCAAUGCUCCAGCGAAAAUUCAGCGAAAGUAAUACCUUACAGUUGACCGGCAGCGUGGAGAUACCUCUUCCCGACGACGACCCUGACGCGAUGUUGAUUCUUUUGAAAAUAAUUCAUGGGCAUAUGCAUAAAUACGAUGUCCAUGAGGUUGUGGAGCUGUUUUCCAAUUUUUGGUUUGAUAAUUUGAAGUCCACCAUCCCGGAGAAAUAUACCGAUGACAUACCGGCUUGGAUAUGCAUCUGCUGGGUGUUCGAUAGGCCAAACGAGUUCAGGAAGACGACUCGCUUAGCUCUUCGUGAAGGAAAGCAAGCCGUUCCUUCGGACGAGCUACCGAUUCCACAAUCAGUUGUCGAGGCAAUCAAUAGCAAAAGGCAGGAAGUUCUCCAUAAGCUUGUUACCACUCUCUACGGCCAUAUCGAUGACUACACUGAAAACGAGCAUUGCAGCUUUGAAUGUGACGCGCUCAUGCUUGGCUCGCUCACCAAGCGUUUACGAGCUUUGAAGAUCUUUCCCCAUCGGCCCGACCCGCCAUAUGCUGGCCUAUGUUUCGAAGAAUUUGACUAUCGGUUCCGACGGGGUAUGUAUUUUCCUGGCGCUCAGCGGACAAGCGCAUACUAUUAUGAGCACUCAAAAUGCGCGAUUCGGUCGCUGGAUACGACCCUAUUGAAAUGCGAAGAGAAGCUGUCGGGAUUGGACAUGUCUACUGGGAAAUUCUAUGGACUUAACAUUUUAUUGGGAAUACACGGCAUAUCCCGCAAGGGAUGGAAGCCUGGUCCUAAAUGGCUGGGGAAAUGGAGUACGUUGGUAGUCUUCCUUGAUCCCUUGCCGCCUGAAGUGCGACUUCGACUGCGUUUUCAACGUAUCUUUGGAUCGGGCCUCAAAUGUCCUCCAAUUCAAAAGUGA
Coccidioides posadasii C735 delta SOWgp is the source of this 1895-nucleotide messenger RNA. The record is from RefSeq and is a predicted model, not a curated record. Lineage: Eukaryota; Fungi; Ascomycota; Eurotiomycetes; Onygenales; Onygenaceae.